Colletotrichum graminicola M1.001 is the source of this 2670-nucleotide messenger RNA. RefSeq lists its product as uncharacterized. The record is from RefSeq and is a predicted model, not a curated record. Bases 1 to 2670 code for a protein of 889 amino acids. Lineage: Eukaryota; Fungi; Ascomycota; Sordariomycetes; Glomerellales; Glomerellaceae. The transcript is spliced from 2 exons.
AUGGCUCCCACUUUCCGCAUCCACCGACCGGAUGUUUUGGCUUCCCUGCCGCGUCCUCUCGACCACACAAAGGGCCAGUACCAUAUUGGAGAGGUCUACGCACAAAAGCCCGGAUCUAAGAAGAGGAAGAGGUUGGAGGUUGUUGUCGGUGUCGACGGGGAAGCAGCAAACAUUUAUCAUGUCCCUUCCUCUGGUCUGCGAACAUCCUACCCGAUCCCACCUCAAGAGUCCUUCACCUGCGCGCCGUAUUCGAUUCGAUACCAGGGAGCCGGCGCGAGCGGUCGCAACAACUACACCUACCUCUCAACGCAAGACUCGACAGGCGCAAAGAUCACCCUCUGCCGAGAUGCUAUCGACGUGACUGGCAAGACAAGCUCUACCAGCACAUCUCAGCGAGUGCGUCACAAGCACCCGAUCACCUACCUCUUCACAUCGUCCGCUGUCGACACCACCGUUGUGAGCGACGCACCGCAGUCCGAGAGGGGCGACGUGCUCGGUCUCUGUAAGGAUGGGCAGGUUCUGUGUUUGGACGGCGAAGCUUUGGAGCAGAAGUGGAGCGCAGCUUCCUACAGCCUGUGCAAGGACCUGCUUCCCUCGACCAUUUCCGAGUAUGAGGUCGAAUUUUCUCUGCACGCUGCGGCGUCAGAGGUCCUGAAUGGGCUGUUCCAGGGCAGACAAGACGCUUUUGGCUCUUUUGGGCGACAGAUCGACCCCAAGACCUUCAACCCGGACGUGCUCGCCAUCGUUGUCCGCGCCGACAGCGAAGAUACGAUAUCGAGAUUCCUCAUCAUUCUCGGCGUCUUGCCUACUGUCACUUCGCAGCCGUUGGUCCAGCUACACGUGACACCCUUGCCUUCUCAAGAUGACGUUGCAGCUGAGCUGGCUACUUACCAGCUUCACAUCCAGUCUGGAAAGCUCCUCCAGCUGUCCGGCGCUGUCCUCCGAACCUACGACCUUACGAGUGCCGUACCCAAGUUGCAGGGUCGCUUGCCUCUGCCCGAGCUUACCUCGUUCCUCCAGCUGUCAGAGCACUCAGCCCUCUGCCUGUCCCAGAACUCUGCUAGCAUGGUGAACCCCACCUUCCACUCGGUCCAGGCUUCGACGGCGAUUCAGCUUCCCGAAAGCACCGAGCAGCAGAAGCCGACGCUGAUCACCUUCUUAUCCAAGUUGGACAUGGCAGUUGCUGUCGUUGGCAGCACCCUGGUUUCCAUCCAGAUUGAGCGACCCAAGUCCCACAGCAAGGAGGGCCUUCUCAUCGACUCCAUAGGACGAGGCCUGCCAAGAUCGGACCGCGUGCCGGCGAGCUUGCCCAAGACGGGGGAUUCGACGUUCGAGAACUACCUCCCUGGAACCCUCUCGGACGAAUACGUCAAGGAGUCGUUGGCGGACGUGGAGAAGGCGGACGGAUAUCUCCUGGCACAAGACUGGAAGGCCUUCGAGGGCCUCUUGGCACAGCGGUUCGGGGUCGCCAUCGACCAAGACGCGGAGGUCACUGGUGUCCAGACGCCCGACUGGAAGUGGCUGGAACGCUCAGACAAGUAUCCCGCAGUGGACCGCCGGUGGGUGCUGUACGCCAUCAGCAGGGUGUUCUCGAUGGACACCCAGGCCGAGGAAGGUGGCCUCCUUCGCUGCAUGCUUCCCGCGAGCAACGUUAUGAUCUACCUCAUCGCCGCCGGUCAUCUCACCAACGCCAAUAUGUCUGCCGCCUUCAGGAGCGAGCUGGUCGAGGCGGCAUCCAAGGAAUCGAUCAUCGACAAGCUUGUCCAGCGACUCGUCGACAUGGACCCGGCCAUGGAGCUGCUAUUGAACUAUGUCUCAGCGACCAAGCUUGGCGAGAAGGAACUCCUCCUCGUCAUCCGCAUCAUCAUGCGCAGCCUCGACCAGCAAUCCAGACUCUUGCUCCCCGCGCCGACGGAGACUAAGGAGGAAGAGUAUGUGGCGAUGGAGAUUGACCAUCUUGAGAAGGAGCUCGAGAUGGCCGAGUAUCAUUUGGGCGACGACACGAACCUUCGCGCACGGGCCCUAACGACGGCGUUUGAGAAGCUCUCAAACUACUCAUCAGUCGCCACGGUACGGGCUCUUCGCGAAACGUUCAACCCGACAGAGGUCUUGUCACUCAUUCACUUGCUGCGUAUCCAGCUCAUCGGCAGUGCCUGGACAUCAAGAUACGUGGACUCGACAAACUUUGACAAGGACGAGGCCGCAAGAGCGCCGCCCGACGGCGCCAUCUCGCUCAUCGCGGAACUCCUCUCCCGGUGCAUUGAUUCCGUAGGGCCCAGUGGGUGGCUUACAAAUGGCACAUCCGUUGGAGACCGCGCGGACGCGGCUGAUUUCAUCACGGCAUUAAAGCUCGAGGUCAGCGCAGCCCUGGAGGGCCUGAACGAGGCCGUCUAUCUGGACGGCAUCGUCGGCGAGGCGGUCCAAUACGGCAGAGCAGUCAAGGCUGGGGUUAAGACGGCGCCCUCUGGGCGUGCUCAGGCCCUCGCUAAGCCGGUGUCGCUUGACGUCGAGAGCUCGCCUCAUCUGCCUCUGGGACUCGUGUCCAAGCAAAGCGUGUCCAACCUCAAGAUCGUCUCGGGCGGUGAGGUGCUUGAGAGGAGCUCCCGUGAAAAGGGACACCUGCUGAGUCAGAAGGUCAAGGCAUACUCUCUGGAGAGGAUUUCCAUUUGA